CUAUUCAAAAGUUCUGGAAACCCUCAGGGGUAUUUUACUCGUCCCUUCACUAAGACAGUCUAUACUGCUUUAUCCACAACUACACCUAUUUAGCUACGUAAGCUUAAUGUCUGUGCCGUUUUGGCAGGAUGGAUUUAUGGAUGGGUAUGCAGCGAAUCAGAUUCGACCUGAAUCGCUCUUGGCAGGGUAUGUAUAUGGCAAGGGAGAAGUUGGACAUCUCUUAUUUUUUCAUACCUUAUUAAUAAUAAUAACCCCCCUAUCAAUCUCCAAUCGCCCAACUACCGUUCGGCCAUCUCUAGAUGAUUUAGGUACUCGCUUCUGCAUGGGUACCUACUUAAUCUACCCUAUAGAUGCAAAUUUAGGGUUUCCAAAGGCCUGGACCAGUAAGAAAACCAUAUAAAAGAAUUACCCGUAUAACGUCGCGCGAGAUCAAAUGCCGAUUCCUAUGGCGUCAAGCGCACCGAGUUGGCCGGGCGUACGUCCGGUCAAGACAUGCACGGAAUGCAAACAGUCGAAGCUUCGAUGCGACUCCAAGGAUAGAUUUCCAAAUCCUUGUACAAGAUGUCAGGCGAGAAGCCUAACCUGCACGGUUGAUCCGUCUUUUCGGAGAACGCCAGCUCGAAAACGACUUGAGGCUAUGUCAAGAGAGUUACGAGAGCUGCGUGACCAAAGAUUAGCAGAAGCCCGAGCUAGCUCUACUACGAGUCCGGAUCCAGACACUUCACGAUCGCAGGAUUCGUCCAUCAAUGCAUCACAAUCAUCGUUUACUCUCCUGCUGGAUGAUUUCGACCUGAUGGGCUUGGAAUCGUUCGACCUCGGCGGUGUUGUAAUCAGCAAUCACACGGUCUUUGAGGCAUUCAAGCAUUUUACCACCUAUUUCCACCCACAACUCCCGAUACUGGGACCAAUAUCGCUCAAGACCAUUCACCAGUCUCACCCAUUUUUGUUUUGGACGAUAAUCGUAGUAAUCGCACUGCGUUUACCCAUAGCUUCGGAUGAGACCUUGUUCGAGCGACUUCAUGAGCCUUAUUUACGAAUGCUCCGAGAAGAGGUUCUACGGGCACCGAUACCUCUAAGCAAGAUCCAGGCUCUGUUGAUUAUCUGUAUGUGGCCGCUACCGGUACCCCACCAAAGGGAUGAUCCAAGUUGGCUAUAUUGCGGUAUAGCUGUAAAUGCGGCCCUUUACAUGAGUCUCCAUAAGUCAAGCCCAAGAUCAGGCUUCACCCUGUCUUCACACAGCGUCGGUCUUGUCGGAGGGAAUGCCCGCGAAAGAACAAAUACGUGGUUGGGCUGCUUUUAUGUUAGCACAUCUCUCAGUAUGCAUUUAGGUCUUCCUCCGAUGAUCAAUACUCCUUCUGAUCUUGCUGCUAUCCGGUCAACUCUCAGUGAAAAUACGCUCCCCCGCGAUUUCGCUGUUCAGCUUAGAGUAUUGCUUACGUUGGCGGGGUUCACCAAUGUCCUUGUGCAUAAUUCAAACGAUGGUGUAAUUGACUCCUCAGUCAUUCAGCUUCUAGACGGCGAGCUAGAUGCACUGAAAGUAACUUAUCCCGAUGGGUGGACAAGCAUGACUGACCUUGCUGUUCUGGUUGUUAAGAUGCACAUUUACACUCUGGUGAUAACCAGGUCCCAACCAGGCACAGGUGCAAAGGAAAUAUUACUCAAGCUGGGGCUGGCCGCUGCCCUACGAAUUAUUCAUCUGGCAAAUUCGCGCUUUCACGAAAGACUAGAUAAGGACCAGACUUUGACAGCAGUACAGCGCGAAAAGACGCUACCCAAAGACUACUAUAGGGGCUUAGUAUUUGCGACGAUAUUCCUCUUAAAGUAUUUCAGUCUGAAUAACAACGCGAACGCCGAAGAACAACAGCUGGCAGCGAACCAUGUAAUCAUGGCACAUACAAUAUUUAAAACACUGGUUACACGCCCACGAGAUGAAUACGACAGGGCUGCCACUCUAUUUGAAACUCUCUGCAAACAAGCACCUGCUUCUGCAGAUGCUAAUAGCAGCUCUAGUCUUCCAGAUCGGAUGGGGGUAUCUAUCGUAUUAGAUGCGAUUGCCACAGCGCGAGAGCUACGCGGCUUGCCUAGAAAUCCGUCGGUACCCGAGAUCUCAGUUACUGCAGAAGCCGUACCGAGAGAAAAUGAUAUAUCGCAUCCCGAUGUCUUUACUGGUAACACCCAGGUGGAGGAGCCUUGGUCGUCGGAUGUAGUGUUUGCUAAUAUGUUUUGGGGUGAUCCUUCGUGGGAUAUUUUCAAUAUUCCCGCUGAUACGUCGCAAUUUGAUUCAGGACAUGGGUUAUAGGGGUUGGUUCAUAUACCUAAUAAAGCAAGGCAUUGCGAAAGAACUGCGAAAAAAAAACUUUGGCAUAAUUGCCUGGGAUAUAACAAGUAUGUAAAUAAUAAUUCCAAAGUG
Molecule: messenger RNA, 2410 nt
Organism: Daldinia caldariorum
Lineage: Eukaryota; Fungi; Ascomycota; Sordariomycetes; Xylariales; Hypoxylaceae
Product: fungal-specific transcription factor domain-containing protein
Exons: 5
Coding region: 434-2299 (621 amino acids)
Biological process (GO): DNA-templated transcription; regulation of DNA-templated transcription
Cellular component (GO): nucleus
Molecular function (GO): transcription cis-regulatory region binding; zinc ion binding; DNA-binding transcription factor activity, RNA polymerase II-specific
Source: RefSeq, a predicted model, not a curated record